This is a messenger RNA of Coffea eugenioides, 2068 nucleotides long. RefSeq names its product probable protein phosphatase 2C 12. The record is from RefSeq and is a predicted model, not a curated record. NCBI's taxonomy places the organism in Eukaryota, Viridiplantae, Streptophyta, Magnoliopsida, Gentianales, Rubiaceae. The coding region runs from base 369 to 1658 and encodes 429 amino acids. The transcript is spliced from 10 exons. Gene Ontology annotation, molecular function: protein serine/threonine phosphatase activity. Gene Ontology annotation, biological process: protein dephosphorylation.
UCCCCUUUCUAUUCACGCACUCACACACAAACCUCUCUCUCUCUCUUUUUCUUUUCUCUUUCUCUUUCUCCGGUCACUUCUCUGCGCAUAAAAAUGAAAUCUUUUGCAGCGUUAAACACCGGGAUCCGCGUCUCUCGAUGAUUCAACAAACAACAACCCUUUCCACCAUUUCUCUUUAUUCUCCAACUCCACCACCAUAACUUCCGCACGUUAUGUUACUACAUUAAAGAUUCUACUGGAUUUCUGCUGAUUAAAUCAAGGCAGGAGAAUCAAUGGAGGUUUAGAUUUUCGGGGCACAUUUUGGUUGCAAGACAAAUUAGAAAGCUUGAUUUUUUCUGGGAUUUUCUAUUUUAUAAAGGGACCGAAGCAUGUUGUCCAAAGGUGAACAUCAAACGGUCCCAUUAUCAGUGUUGCUGAAGCGUGAAUUAGCAAAUGAGAAGGUGGAGAGGCCUGAGCUAUCUCAUGGCCAAGCUAGCCAGAGCAAGAAAGGAGAGGACUUUACACUGCUCAAGACUGAGUGCCAGCGGGUUUUGGGUGAUGGAAUCACUACGUAUUCUGUUUUCGGGUUAUUUGAUGGACAUAAUGGAUCUGCAGCUGCCAUAUAUUCUAAGGAGAAUCUUUUGAACAAUGUUUUGGGUGCUAUUCCUGCAGACCUCAACCGAGAUGAGUGGGUUUCUGCACUGCCAAGGGCUUUGGUAGCGGGAUUUGUUAAAACUGAUAAGGAUUUCCAGGAAAGAGCCCAAACUUCGGGAACAACAGUCACGUUUGUAAUAAUUGAAGGAUGGGUUGUUACUGUUGCAUCAGUUGGUGAUUCUCGUUGUGUACUUGAAUCGGCUGAAGGGGAUAUAUAUUAUCUUUCGGCAGAUCACAGGCUUGAAUGCAAUGAAGAAGAAAGGGAGCGUAUUACAUCAAGUGGUGGUGAGGUAGGGCGGCUAAAUACAGGUGGUGGUACAGAGAUUGGUCCUCUAAGGUGCUGGCCUGGUGGCUUGUGCCUUUCGCGAUCCAUUGGAGAUAUGGAUGUUGGUGAAUUCAUAGUUCCUGUCCCAUAUGUGAAGCAAGUAAAGCUGUCAUCAGCUGGCGGCAGGCUUAUUAUUUCAAGUGAUGGGGUUUGGGAUGCUUUAUCUGCGGAAGUGGCUUUUGACUGUUGUCGUGUGAUGCCAGCUGAUGCUGCAGCCUCACAAAUUGUUAAAGAGGCUGUACAAGUGAAAGGGCUACGAGAUGACACAACCUGCAUUGUGGUUGACAUACAACCGCCAGAGAAACCAAAUCCUCCCUUGGCCCCGCUGAAGAAGCAAGGGAAAGGAGUCUUUAAGUCUAUGUUUCGCAAGAAGCCAUCAGAAUCUUCCUCUCAUACUGGAAAGGAAUUUAGUGAACCAGAUGUUGUAGAGGAAUUAUUUGAAGAAGGAUCUGCUUCACUAUCAGAAAGGUUGGAUACAAAAUAUCCAGUUUGCAAUAUGUUCAAGUUGUUUGUUUGUGCGGUUUGCCAAGUAGAAAUAAAACCUGGAGAAGGUAUUUCAAUACAUGUAGGCUCAAAGAAUUCGAGAAAGUUACGGCCUUGGGAUGGUCCUUUCCUUUGUUCAAGCUGCCAGGAGAAAAAAGAAGCUAUGGAGGGGAAGAGACCUUCUGGAGAUGGGAGAUACAGUAGUGGGAGUGACUAAUCAACCACCCUCUUUUACUGCAUAUCUAUGAGUUCCGCACUAACAAUCACUACUGAGCUGAUGAUGAUUGGGAAGACCAAAGUUUCUAAUGUUAAUAUUCUGGGGUCACCCAUAAAAUGGUGUGAGGAUUUGGAUCCUUUGUGAUAUACCUGGGAUAAAGAGGAUCUUUCUCUUACACCUCUGUUGCUUUAGGUCAGAUGAUGGAGAGUUAAACGCUGUGUAGGGUAGCUUCAUCCUUCUAACAAGGUUUCAUACAUCAUGGAGUUUGCCUUCCUCCAUUUGAAGAUGUGUAAGGCGAUGGUAAUUCAUGAGCACAUAAAUGACAGAUUAGAGGUAAUUCAUUGACCAAUGAAUAUAUUUUACUUAUAUACUGGUUCUUUCCUCCCAUGGAGCAAAAAAAAAAAAAAAAA